GUUGGUUGCCUUUGCUGUGAAACUUCUAUUCUUCUUUCCCAGUCAGUAGUUCUUUUGGCUUUUUAUACACUAAACAUAGUGGGAUCAAGUUGUAGCAUUACGUUAGGUGCAUGGAACCAAAAGACCUAUUGUGUUAAAUAGAUAACAUUGUGGAAAGAGUUAUUGGGUUAUUCUGGGCUUCUAAAUCAUAGUAAAAGACAAAUAAGAUACUAGGUUGCAUUAACUAAUACGAGUAUUAUGUAAAUCACAAGCUGUACUGUUGGCAUUUGAGUGAUCAAAUCUCAUUUUGAGGAUACUGUAUGUAUCUGGUCACCCCUCAUGAUGUUGCUAUCUAAAGGGUUGUAACCAACAUGGCUUGAGGGAUCAGGAAUUUGCUUUAUGGAAAGUUUAGGGAAAUUGAGCCUGUACUCGUGGCAAAAAUGGAAGGCACUGAGGUAAUCUACUUUAACAUUGAAAAGUAUAAUAGGGCUGGACAAAAAUUAAUGAAAGGAAAUUGUUCAUUGAAUACCAGGGAACACCAAUUUGUUUUGUUUGGGAAUAAGAAGGAAAGUCAGAGCAAGCUGUUAACUGAUAUGCAAUGGGUUUGUGAAAUUUUACCAGAAAAAGUAAUUGGACUGUACGGUACAAAUUCGGUAGCUAAAAUGGAGGAGAUUGAAAGAGAUGGUGUCAAAAUUGUUCCAGGCAAUUUGAUGCAUUAGCUGUUUCCCAUUCUUAGAAAUUCUUGUUUAGUUAUAAACUGUAGCUUGAUGUUUCUAUUUGCAAUAAAUGUUUUGAAUGAACUCUCUGAUGCCAUGGUUUCUACAAGCUUAACUGGAUUGUAGAAAUGUUGGCUUGCCUUGAUCUUUGCCACUAUGUGCCACAUGGUGGAGACAAUGACUACACUGUUGCUAAUUUUCCACAGCUAAGGGUAUGAAAUCGAUUUAACUAUUUGCUUAAGACUUUCUAACUUGUCCUGGGGGUGGGAACGGGAAGAGAUUACUUCUGUUUCUAACAUUGCCUAUAAUAAAACCAGUUGAAUUAUUUUCUUCUCUGGAUCGCACAUUUCCUAAUAGGGUAUGAUUCAAGGUUCUCUUCCUAUGCUGUCCCAUUAAACUUCCACUGCAUUAUUGUGCCAGCUAUAUGAAUUAUAUUUCUACAGCGUUGUUCAUGUGACAGUGAGAAAUUUUGUGCUUUUUAGGAUAUAGAACAGUGUCACACAAUAGAAAGGAGUUAAUUGUCAAAAUCAUAGUUGGAGAAGAAGCUUUUAAAAACUGAGUAAGUGGUGAUAAGAUGGAAGUAUUGAUGGAGUUCCAGAGGGCAGCAGUGUAAUGGCUGAAGGAGUAGAGGUCAAUAAGCGGAGUGGAGGGAGAAGGAAACAAAUAACACACUGGCUUUUGAAGGGCCAUAAGGCUGGAAGAAGCCACUGAGUUGAUAACUAUCUUUUGAGUCAUCACAAGGCAAUUUCGGUAUUUAAUACUUUCUAGUGUUUUUUUUCUCUUUCUCAACUUCCACCACACUCUGCAACAAGAACGCAGGUCAUUGCCAAGCUUCUUCCAAAUUUGGUUCAACUGGGAUCGUGGAUGGAAAAAUAUCUACUGAUCCAUUGCCUCAGCUGCUCCGAGCAACAUUUCCAGUACUAGACAGGAGUAUAUUCAGAUGUUAGGAGAAUGGCUUUCCCAUAGGGUGACAGGAAAAAUCUAAAGGAGUCUUGUACAACUACUUCUGGCCUUUUGAUAGAACAAGGAGGCAGCUCACUUCCCAGUUGCCUCAAUAGCAAUGAGGCUUCACAUCUGGUUGCUGGCAGUGAGUGCUGCUCUCCUGCAAGGCUGCUGUUCUACUCCGUUUUCCUAUUUUGGUGCCUCGUUUGGCUUGGAAGCUUCAUUGGUUGGUGACAUAUUACAGGUGCAUAUCUAUUACAGAGGAAUCAGCUUACCAUGCUCCCAGAGCUUAGAUGGAAUUUGUGUUGCUUUAAACUGCACUAAUUCCAGAACGCAAACAGUGGGAGACAGCAACCACUCUACAACCUGGUGCAUGCUAGAUGGAGGGAUUAUAAUCCAUCGCAACAACACGAGUCCACUACACAUAAGGCCAACUGGUUGUUGUUGGUCAUCAUUCGUGGGAUCUCAAAGGGAAGCAGAAAGCCUUCAGUUUGCAUUUUCCUUAUUGGCAGAUUUGGGAAAUCGCUCAGAUAAUGUAGCUAUCAAUGCACCUCCUCAACCACCUCUCUUACCCGUCUUAAGGGUGCCUCAGAAUUGCACUGCCAACUAUAACCUUACCAUAUAUGAGAGGGAUGGAGAUAUUCUGAGAUGUCAUUAUGGGCUACGGGCAAGGCAUGAAUGCGCCCACUGUACCCAACAUCCAUUCUUCAUACUAGAUCAGGAAAGCUGUGUCCUUCAAUACAAUGGGCGUGGGACUUAUGGCACAUACAGCAUAGAACUGAUAAUUGAAGACUACUCAAGAGAAACCAUCCUCCUGACACACAGUGAUGGCACACAGACCUUGCACUCUGCUUUUGAAGAAGCUUCCUCCACAUCAUUCAAUCAAAGCGCUAAAGCCUUGAGCUCAAUUCCAAUGCAAUUUGUGGUAAUUGUGGACAGGGCUAUGUCAGAAUGUGCAUUUGGAAUAUUUCGGCCUGUGUUUAUUCAUCCAACACCUCCAAAUGGAGCAAGAAUACCUGCUUCACUUUAUGAUGAAGUCACCUUUACAAUAAGUGCCAUCAGUCUAAAUGAAAGAAUCACAGCCUUUACAAUAGUGGGUCCCCGUGGAUUACGCAAAUCAGAUACUUGGAGUGUCAACAAUGACAGAUCUUUGUCUGCAAAUGUUUCUUGGUCAGUGGGAGUUUAUGAUGCUCCAAAACAAGUUCCAGUGUGCUUUCUCUCAAUAACUUCAUCAGGGCUACAGUCGGAACCACAAUGCAUCUGGAUUGUGCUAAAUAGAGUGCCUGUUGAGAGGUCACUAAGCCCAGAUCUCCAGUGCUUGACUGAUGCAAUGAUUCUGUCUGUCCCAAGAAGUUUGGUAACAAACCUGCCAGAUCGUAAUCUGCAGCUCAAUGAUGCUUCCUGUAACGUCACUGGUAAUAACACUCACCUCUUGCUGAAGAUCCCCCUGUCAGGAUGUGGCACUAAACUACUGGAAGAUGAAUCUCACUACAUCUUCACAAAUAAAAUCAUCAGCCGGCGCAGAAAUAAAACAUUGACACAGACAGGAAGAGUGGCCUUCCCAAUCACAUGUAAAUUCCAGCGAACCAAUAAUAGCAGCAAAGAUCCCAACUUACUGAACAAUACCACAGAGAGGUUGUUUGGAGACUACAGCUUUGAGAUCCAGUUCAGCAAAGAGUUCAACUCCAGCAGGAGAACAGCCAAGGUCCAUGCUCCAUUUGACGCCAACAGCAAUGACCAUUUAUAUAUAAGAGUUAUUGCCAAGAGUAGUGUGACUACACUCUCACUAUAUGUGGAGUCUUGCCAGAUGUCAGAAGAAUUUAAUUCUUCAACAGGAGUUAUGCUUUUACAUCAGGGGUGCUUAAAUAACAGCACGACAGAGGAACAUCAAACCGGAAACCGGAAGGAGAAAGUAUACUCCAUCAAACUGUCCUCUUUACCACAGCGCACCUCUCAGAUUUUUGUUACCUGCAAUGUCCAGUUAUGCACCAAUGUAUAUAAUUUUAAACCAUGUAUGCUGGGAUGUGGCUCUGACAACAGUUCACAGAUGGAACAGUCAGACAUGCAGCAAGUCAGCGCAGGACCAAUUCACAUCAAAAAGGAGAGUGACUUAGGUCCUAAUUACGCUGCCAUCACAGUUGGCCUAGUGUUAGGAGGCACCGUGGUCUAUGUCGUUCUCAUCUUGUUGAAGAGAUCAUUUGUGGGACUACACUAUAGGAGUGUGACUAGAAAUUCCCCUCGAACCAGACCAUUUUGAUAAAAGAAAACUGAACAGUGAAGCACUGGGACUGACGUGACGUAAUGUGUAUAUCUUUUCGUUGGCAAUUACCUCCUACAACUCCCUCUGCUGACAGUUAGAAGUCUCACAAACAGCAUUGGGUGAUAUCAGAAUCAUGCUUUGCUCGUUUUGGGCUUGGAAUGAAUUUAGAAUUUAUUUUCUGGGUUUGAAUUCCAUUUCUAUAUUUUUGCCAUUCAUAGGCACAAAAGUAAAUCAUCACAAAAAUUUUUAGAAGACCCAUUACAUGAAUCAAUAAACAACUCAAUCACAGAGGAACUCGGUGGUAUAAAAACACAAAACUGUGGAUGCUGGAAAUCCCAAAUAAAAAAUACCUGGAAAAACUCAGUAGGUCUGGCAGCAUCGGCGGAGAAGAGUACAGUUGACAUUUCGAGUCCUCAUGACCCUUCAACUUGGUGGUAUACUGGGCUAGGCCAUUGUUCUUUCACCUCCUGGACCUGGCUUCAAAUCCUACUUGCCCUGAUUAAAUGAGUCUCUUCUU
This is a messenger RNA of Carcharodon carcharias (great white shark), 4414 nucleotides long. RefSeq lists its product as uncharacterized. NCBI's taxonomy places the organism in Eukaryota, Metazoa, Chordata, Chondrichthyes, Lamniformes, Lamnidae. The record is from RefSeq and is a predicted model, not a curated record. The transcript has 16 exons. The coding region runs from base 1756 to 3894 and encodes 712 amino acids.